Messenger RNA from Phlebotomus papatasi, 1399 nucleotides. It is a transcript of the gene Gdap1, whose product is annotated as ganglioside-induced differentiation-associated protein 1. The coding region runs from base 267 to 1244 and encodes 325 amino acids. NCBI's taxonomy places the organism in Eukaryota, Metazoa, Arthropoda, Insecta, Diptera, Psychodidae. Gene Ontology annotation, biological process: mitochondrial fission; mitochondrial fusion. The transcript has 3 exons. The record is from RefSeq and is a predicted model, not a curated record. Gene Ontology annotation, cellular component: mitochondrial outer membrane.
UUUUCCAAGAGACUGAAAGUGAAAAUGAUGAUGAUCAGAGUCGCUCUAAAAGUGUCUGAAAAUCGUUCUUGAGAGCGCCACUUCCGCGAAUCACGUGAUGAUCUCCGUUGAGCUUGAACGAUCACAAAAUCCACGACAAAAUCUCAGUUGCGAGAGGUCCAGUGGAACUCUUGGAUGGGCAAUCUUGGUGUGUUGAUCAUCUGGCAGUGAGUGUGAGAAGAGAGAUUCCCAAGAGUGUGUGUCAUCCCGUUUGCUGGCCCGUGGAAAUGUGUAAUGAGCAGAAGUUGCCACAAAAGAUCCCAGAAUUGGAAGUAGAAGAGCCCGUUCUCUUCUAUCAUUCCCAGAGUUUCUAUUCGCAAAAAGUGCUUCUCGUGCUGCAUGAGAAAAACAUCAAUUUCCUCCGGUAUGAGGUCAAUGUAGCCGCUGGAGAGCAGUAUUCAUCGUGGUUCUUGGACCUCAAUCCCAAAGGGGAAGUGCCUGUGCUCAAGAUUGGCUCCCUGGUGGUGCCAGAGUCAGCACAGAUUAUCAAUUAUGUCGAGAGGAAUUUCCAACAUGAGCCUCAUCGGCGUCUCUUGCCGCGGGAUUUACAAUCUGAGCAGGAAAAGAAGAUUCUUCGACUGAGCAAUUUGAUCAGCAAACUCCCAAUCGGGACUAUCAGCAUGGGGAGUUUUAUUCAUGUAGAAUUUUCGCCUAAUCCCAAGCCACCAUUCAUUGCGCCAGUCAGGAGGGCACUUGUCUCAUCUGAUCGGGUGAUGAGUGAGCAAUUGAAGCAACACGCCAAAGACAAUCCAAUCUACUCUGAGGUGCUGCUCCGCAAAUCUGACUUCUAUGCCAGGAAACGCGACAUAAUCUGCAAACGCGAAGACUACGUGAAACUUCUGGAACGCCUGGAAGAGAUUCUGGGAGAAGUAGAGUCAGAAUUGAAUUCCCAAGCAACUCAGAGUAACUCAGAUUGGUGGCUCUGUUCCCCCCAGUUCACCAUUGUCGACUGUUGCUUGGGAAUUCUCCUCUAUCGCCUCUAUUCUCUGGGCCUGGAAGAUCAUCUGUGGACAGGAGGCAAGAAACCCCAUAUAGAGAGGUAUUUUGCUCGCCUGUAUACCCGAGAUACCUUCCUUCGUGCCAUUCCCUCUCGAAUCUCAACGCUCAGAACAAUGUGGAACAAGACACCGGGCAACUACAAACUAGGAGUUGGACUCCUCAGUGCAUCCUCAGUCAUUGCCGCCUUCCUGGCCAUACGAAAGUGACAGAGAACUUUUCUUCCCAUCAGCCUCCAAUUUUAUUUCUUUCCUUUUACAUUUUACAUUACCUAAUUCUGUACAGAACAAUGAAACAGUAACAAAAAAAAACACAAAACAUUCCAAGCAAAUAAAGAAAAUAAAUAUGAAGAGAUGCAGCGAGA